GUCACCGCAUUGGCUGUUGCUUUAGACUGUUGUUGAAUGAGUGUCGAUGUGUUGUAUGUGUGGAGUAAGUGCUGUGAAACUGGUGCCCAACCAAUGCUCACACAUUGCUGUGUCUGUGCUGUCGGUGUGAUGUCUGGCUGUCUCUCGCACUCUCUCUCUCUCCCGGAGUCAUAGAGUCAGUCAGUCAUACAGAUUGUUGUAUGACUUUUCAUAUAUACAUUAGAAUCAAUGCUUGUGUUUAAGCUAUAAAUGUGUUGAAACCGACUAAAUGUGCUUAAAGUGCUCAAUACAUACAUAUAUAAGUUAAAAGCAAAAGUGUUUUAUUGCUUACAAAACUAUUUAUUAUACACUUUAUAUUUGUUUGAAUAUUCAAAAACAAAACGACAUCAAAAUUAGUGAGAAAUUGUUUAAAGAAAUUUUGAGAACUAACCAAAUGAUGGACUAUUUGUAAACCACUUUUUUAACACUCGUUUUGUGAUUAUAUUGUUUGCGACAAAAUUGCCAAAAAAUAUGACAGACUUUUUGUUUCCCGGAGAGCGUCUCCUAAAUGAAGUAAUGAAUGAACACCCGGGAGAGUUGACCCGAACCGGCAGUCCUAACAUAAUAUGUUCAUCACUACCGUCCCAUUGGAGGUCUAAUAAGACUUUACCGAUGGCCUUCAAAGUGGUGGCGCUAUCCGAAGCACCCGACGGUACGAUAGUGUCAAUACGUGCGGGCAAUGAUGAGAACUGGUGUGGGGAACUCAGAAAUGCUUCGGCUAUCAUGAAGAAUCAGGUGGCAAAGUUCAAUGACCUUAGAUUUGUCGGCAGAUCCGGCAGAGGCAAAAGUUUUUCGUUGACCAUAACGUUGAGCACAAAUCCGCCACAAAUAGCCUCAUAUGGGAAAGCAAUUAAAGUGACAGUCGAUGGUCCCCGAGAGCCCAGAAGCAAACUUAACCAUCCGCAACAUUUAGGUGCUUUUGCCACUGCAUUUGGUCAUUACAGACACCCAUUGUUUGACUCCCGAGCCUGUCCUUUGCCGGCAAUAUCCACCAAUGAGUGGCGAUUGGCGGCGCACGCGGCCGCCGCUUAUAUGGCCAGAUUGCCUGCCGCUGGUCAAGAUAUAGCAACAGGACUUCAGUUAUCAACUACCAGUGCAACAACUGAUACAUGGAAUACCUGUUCAGCUCUGAAUACGCCAUAUUCUGCAGCCUAUUAUAUGACGAGAUUAUCAAAUUUUGUUGACUUUCAUCAAAACCAAUUGAUUGACAGCAAUACAAGCGUAUAUAACCACAACUCAAACCCGCAUCUAAUGGAUGGUAGUGUUCCUGAAGUCCGACCAAUUGCUUGUCCAACAAAUCAUUUAACAAACGAAAGUAACAAUACGUUAGCCAUAAAUAGUAGCCAAAUAUCAUUGCUUAGGCCGAGAUGUGAUGUCAGUCCUCAAAUGUCCAGUGCUUCAGAACUAAGCAAACAACUAUCAAAAUCAGAUUCCGAGUCGAGUCUGUCCUCAUUCACAUCACCCAUAUAUCAGAACUCAGGCACUGGUAGUUCGGCCACAUUUAACUCACCAAAUAAUUAUUCAUUGCUCAACCAUAACUAUUACGGCUCGACCUGUGGCGGCCCAUCAGGACAGUCACAAUCGCUGUCACUGUCAUCCUUACCCCCUCUAUCAAGUCUAACCACUGGGAACACCGCUAAUAUGACGCCUUCCUUAUUAUAUCCAUCUCUUAACUCAACGAACUCUAGUUUACAGCAACCGAUUUCUAACAGAAUUUGGAGACCAUAUUAAUUAAUAUUGAAAUUGUAUAAAUAAUAGCAUAUUAUUAUCAUUAUUAG
Molecule: messenger RNA, 1817 nt
Organism: Oppia nitens
Lineage: Eukaryota; Metazoa; Arthropoda; Arachnida; Sarcoptiformes; Oppiidae
Product: runt-related transcription factor 1-like
Exons: 5
Coding region: 511-1770 (419 amino acids)
Biological process (GO): regulation of DNA-templated transcription
Cellular component (GO): nucleus
Molecular function (GO): RNA polymerase II cis-regulatory region sequence-specific DNA binding; ATP binding; DNA-binding transcription factor activity, RNA polymerase II-specific
Source: RefSeq, a predicted model, not a curated record